GAGCACCAUCAGGGGAACUGUCCCGGCGUGACUCUGCUGCUUCUGCCGUCGAGGAAGAAACUAAGCAGACUUUUUAUUUGUUAUUUGACGCGCAGGCUUUUUCCUCCUCCCGCCUCGCCGCCCGCCGCUGUCGUUUCCCCGGGAAAGUUGAGCGGAAUAUAACCUUUAAAAAAAACUUCCUCAGUCGCUCCGACCGUAAAGAAAGGUACGAUGAAUCCCGAGCUGGUGGACCAGAAUGGCAGCUCGCAUUAAACAGCUGGAAUUAUACUUUUUUUUUGACGAACUCGCCCGAACUCCGACAGAGCCUGGUUUAAUUUCUCUCCGUGGAUUCUGAGUGACGGGGCGCCAUCAUGCCGAUACUCAAGCAACUGAUGAACAACUCCAACCAGUCGAAGCGGCGGUCUCGCAUUGACCUCACGGCGGAGAUGAUCAGCGCUCCCAUGGGCGACUUCCGCCACACCAUGCACGUUGGCAGGGGGGGCGAUGCCUUCGGGGACACUUCAUUUCUCAGCACCCGGUCCGGGGAACCUCCCAGGGAGCCGGAAGCUAAGCAGAUCUCCCCGGGCCACAAACCGGGUCUGCUGUCCCGCGCCUUCAGAAGCAGCAAGCGCUCUCAGUCGAUCAACCGGGGGGACAAGUACGAAUACGGGCCCUCUGGUGGCUCCUCCGCCUCCGUGAAGAACGCCAUAUCCCUGCCGUACCUCAACGAAGAGGACGUGCACCGGGGCGGCCAUCUGCCGAAGAGCGUCUCCUCGAGCCCCAUGAAGAGGCUGUCGGAGAUCGAGAGCAAGCCGGCCAACGGCGCCGCGGCGAUGGCGGCGAUGGACGCCGAGUUCGCCGAGCAUCAAUUUGGCGAAAUUACAGAUUUGCCCCCGUCCAUGCCUAAGGGGGGCGGAAUGAAGCACGCGGAGUCCAUGAUGUCCUUCCACAUUGACUUGGGGCCCUCCAUGCUCGGGGAUAUCUUGAGCGUGAUGGAGAAGAAGGGCGGCGAGGAGGACGACCUCGGCUACGAGGAGGGGAAAGGCAGCGAGGGCCGCGCGUCGCCCGCCCUCGUUCCCCACAUCGAUGCGGAGGAGCGGGCCCCGGCGAGGCCACCUCGGAUGUACCAGCAGAAGCCCGUGGUGGACCCCUACACCCCAGAGCUACACACCCGAAACAACAACAACAACAACAACCACCACAACCUGGACAGCUCCUCCGUGUCCAGCUCCGGCUCCGUCGCCGAGGAGAAACCCCCGUACCGCCUCCACGACGCCGACACGGACAGCGCCAAGUACAGCUCGCCACGGGGGGAGGAAGACCGGGACUUCACCUACAUGGACGACGACGACGACGAGAUUCGAGUGUAGACCGGUUUCAUUGCCGUGAACAGUCUCGGAGGGCCAAGCUGGAAAAUCUGGGAUUCCUAGGCUGUGCCAUUCUGCUUUAAGCUGCUUGUGGAUGAACCGUUUCCCUGCACGCUUUGUCCACACAUUAAACCAAUGAAGCCUUAUUCUCUGUGCUGUCGGCGGGACAUGUGAGCCGAGUGCAUACAAACCGGCUCACAAAGUGACUUCAUCAAGCUUUGGGUUAAUCCAUCAUUGCACUUUUUUGUUUUUUUGUUGUAACGUCAGACUCCUUACGAUCCGUGAAUUCUACCGAUUCUUGCGGUCAAACCUUCUCCUCAAGUGCGUCCGCACUACAAAUCAUCCGGCCUAAAGCACUUGAGAAGUAAAGGGCGACGAUAAGGGUCGGAGAAUCGUACCCCCCCCCUCCCCCUCCAUUUGGAGUGCGAUGUGUUAGGAGAGGGAUGUGCAGGGUCACAAACCAGAUGUGGCCCGAACCAGGAAGAGGAAAAAGGAAAAAGGACAAGAGGUGAAACUCCGACGGUUCUGAAGCCCCCGAGUGUGGGCGUGACCGUGGAGCCGCUUGUUUGACGAUGUCUUGGCAUUGACACUAAAUAGAGAAAGUAGAUAUUACUUUUGUCCCUGACAGACUUAAAGAGGAGUGAUUUCUGUUUGUUUUUUAAACUUUAUUUCAUGUACUUAAAGUAUGGAAGUCGGUGUUGAUGUAUCUGAGUUUGGUAGUUUAUCGUUUUGUCAAUUCACAAAAAGCUGUGUUAGUUUCAGACACUUUCAUAAGCGAUGGAUUAUAAUGUGCACUGCUACAUAUUUAAAAGUUUAGAUUGGGGGGGGGGGGGGUUCAAAAAAGUCUAAACGGUACGAACCGAGCGAGCUUCUUUGCAUAGAAGUGGGCUGCAUGGCACUUAAUGAAUGGACCCAAGGAGACAUUCACACGUUCUGGAAUGGUGAAACCAGAAGGCCUUGUGCACGUGUUCCCGUGUCCUGUAUUCAUUUAAACAACAGGAUAGGAGUGGUGGUUGUGGGUAAUGUGCGUCUCUGUGUCGUCACGGCUCCGACGACGUCUGGAUGGAGUCGUUGCAGCAGGAAAAACGUGUGAAAUCAGUUCCCGGCUUGGGCUCCGUCCAGAAGACGAGUCCUCUGUCUCUGGACGCGUGUUCACGCUCGUCUCCAGAGGCGGAGGAUGUAAAUGCCGUAAGCACCGCGUUCAAAGUGUUGCUCGAGCGCAGCUGCUCGGGCGGCGGGCAUCCGGUGUGUCCCGGGGGGCGGCGGGAGCGGCAGGUAUUUCCCCCCCCAACCGGCCCCCGACAGGUGAUGCCGUUCACCUCCACCGGCGCAGCCCGAAUCACACGGUGGGAACGGACGAUUAAAUCAACCCAUCGUGUGGCCUUUCCCCCGUCUGCUCAUUAAGUGUGCUGGAUUAUUGCCCCCCCCCCACCCCAACCAGCUGGAACGUAUCCAGACACGGCAGGUCCGGAGCAGCCAGGUGGGCCGUUUCUCUGUCUGCUUUCUUGCGCGGUGUUGUGCUCUUUCUGGUAUUCGUGACACGGGAGCUUUGGAUCUGAAGCGGCGGUGUGCCGCUCUGCCUCGGGUUAUGUUCACGUUUUGGGAAAACUGUCUUUGUGAACAGGUUGCAAGGUCUGCAUUUUGUAAGCGAUCUGGAGGGGAAAUGCCGAGUAGGUCUGAACCAUAAUGUCGGGAAACACUAGCAGGAUUUAGGUUAAUUUUUUAAAUUUAAUUUGUUUUACCGUGUAUAGAUAUGCAGUAUGAUUUGAGUCGGAACUCUGUUAUAUUUUUAUGUAAAUAACCCAAAUUAUAAGAUGUCUUUUUACUUUACUAUUUGUUUGGGCAGCUUCAAUCCUUCACGUCCAUCACCAAGAAAAUGGACGUCUUAAGAGGAAAAGAAGAAGAUAAACACAAGUAAUGUAAAUAUAAUUUGUGCCAACGACGAUGACUCCGUGGUUCUGGCUUGAGAACUACAAGGAUGUUAGCUGCUAGAACACCAAGCGGUAUUCAUGAGUCCAUUUGGAAGCGGUAAACGGAGCAUCAUGGGAACGUACUAAAAUGAUACCGAAAUACUUUCCUGUAAUUGUCUUAACCUUCUGGCAUUUCGUUGCUCUGUCGGAAAGUUCCAGAAUAAACCAUUAUAAAGGAAUUCGCUCAUACUUUCUGCGCCGGGUCGGUGAGUGUUUAAAAGAUAAGGACUGUGAAAAAAACAAACAAGUAGCUCAGAGUUCUGCUGUUGAAUGUUUUCUUUUUUCUUCUAUUAUUCAGUGGCUGUAGCGUUAUGCCAAGUAUGUACUGUUUUCUUUACUUUUCCUACUCCUUAUUCUGGUUUUACAGUAUAUUAAUAUAUUUACCUUCCUCACACUCCUUUCUUUGAAAUAACAGCUAUAUUUUUCAAUAAAAGAGAAAGCUGGUAAUCUGUAA
This is a messenger RNA of Pseudoliparis swirei, 3770 nucleotides long. It is a transcript of the gene cdc42ep4b, whose product is annotated as CDC42 effector protein (Rho GTPase binding) 4b. The transcript has 2 exons. The coding region runs from base 351 to 1349 and encodes 332 amino acids. The record is from RefSeq and is a predicted model, not a curated record. NCBI's taxonomy places the organism in Eukaryota, Metazoa, Chordata, Actinopteri, Perciformes, Liparidae.